Molecule: messenger RNA, 1479 nt
Organism: Cyclocybe aegerita
Lineage: Eukaryota; Fungi; Basidiomycota; Agaricomycetes; Agaricales; Hemipholiotaceae
Source: the annotation of a GenBank genome assembly
AUGACGACAAUUCACGAUAUACCUCCCGAGAUCCUGGCCGCCUCCUUCGAAGUUGGGAUAUACACCUGGGGCAUAGGGUACCUACGCCCGCUAUCAGAUGUCUGCCAGGCCUGGCGCGACACUAUCGAACAUACCCCACGACUUUGGGGAAUCAUCUCCUUUACGCGGAGUCGCUCUGCUGCUGCCCUCCUCCGACAGCUCGCGAAGGCGAAGAAUGCCCCACUAGCCCUCACUAUCGAGCCACUUUCGAUUACGAGGAGCGCUAGCAAAUCAAGCAUAAGGAAGGACAAGGAAGAGGUCCUCAAGGCGCUUUUGGGGAGGGUCGGCGGAUGGGUCAGCGCGGAUGUCGGUACGGACUUGUUAGCAAAAUGCCGUUGGGAAGAUAUGGCGAAUUUGGAGAAGCUGAUUAUCAGGCGUGGUGGACCGCAGAAUCAGGACCCAGGACCUUUCUUCACCAGCGAAUAUGAGUGCAAGAACCUCAAACUGCACUCCUUCAGCACUACCGGCGGCGUUCCCAGCAGAUGGGUGACGCCAUUCCUCAAAUACUCCCCCUCCAUCCGGUACUUCUCCUUACACACAGGGAACAAGUCACAAACUUAUCACACCUACUGGCAUUCCAAGCUUCACGACAUCCGUGAUACUUGGACGUACCUUGCGCUUGUCCCAAACGCGUACACCAUCGAGCUAACAGACCUCGCACACACUGCUCCUGCCCACAUAUCAUCGCCACCGCCUAUACUUUUCCGCUCCCUUCGCACACUACGCCUCCAGGAGGUACGAUACGCGCCAGCGGUGCUCACGCCGCUCGUCGUGCCGAAUCUACAGACGCUCUCUCUGGAGCACACGCGCCGCGAACGAGAGGCGUGGUCGUGGCGCUAUGCAAACUCAGACAUGGACGCAGACUCUGACCACCGGCAGCAUCAAUUACUCCUCGCACCUGUAUUCACGCAGUGGAGUGCGCCAGGGUCAGUGCCGGAGCAUCUACACACGCUAGAGCUGAAGGAUUGCCUCCGCUCUGGCGAUGUGCCCUUCCUUGUGCGGUGGCUUGAACGUCUGCCUCACCUCGUGAGGCUGGUGAUACAGGAUGACCAGGUGGGCGCUGCGAAAGAAGGACACGAUGCAGACCCCGAUGCCAAUCUCUAUCGAGCCCUAUCCUCUCCACGCAUGAUGACAUCGCAGAAGGACCUCAACGGGAACUUGCCGAUGGGGUGGUUGUGCCCUGAACUGAUGAUACUCCACCUCGAUACGGACAAUGCGCUCGACGACGUUGUCUCUAUCGCAAGCGCCCGAGGCGGUAAAGUCGUUCAACUAUUGAAACCGCCAAGCAGUAUGCCCUCUCGCCUGCGCCGUAUCGAGACCCGCCUAUGCCCAAUGGCCGGACCUGAAGAUGUACAGCUCCUCCGCUCGCUCGUUGACCACAUUUCUUGUGUGUGCACCAACUGUGGGCUCAUGCUUGAAUCGCUGAGUCCAGGUCAGUAG